Molecule: messenger RNA, 1449 nt
Organism: Nicotiana tabacum (common tobacco)
Lineage: Eukaryota; Viridiplantae; Streptophyta; Magnoliopsida; Solanales; Solanaceae
Product: NDR1/HIN1-like protein 26
Biological process (GO): defense response to other organism
Cellular component (GO): plasmodesma; plasma membrane
Source: RefSeq, a predicted model, not a curated record
AUCAUGUACUGUAAAACUGUUCAUGAUCAACCUCAAUUCCAUCCUCUUAAAAAAAAUGCAGUCUAGGCCUGAAUUACCCGUUUAUGGCCGCGAUGAAGAUCGCCCUAUAAGGCGACACCAUAGUGCUAGUUAUUAUGCCCAUUGGGUGAAAGAAAGUUUAACCACAAGAGUCUCAAAACUAGUAUGUUCUAUAUUCUUAGGCCUUCUUGCAAUUGUUGGACUCAUCACAUUCAUUUUAUGGCUAAGUCUUCGCCCUCAUCGGCCACGAAUUUUCCUCAAUGACUUCUCUGUUCCAGCUUUAGGCCAAGGAGUUGGUGGACCUGAAAAUGCACAAAUAAACUUCGAAGUCACAGCAAGAAAUUCUAAUCAAGGUAUUGGGGUUUAUUAUGAUGCAAGUCAAGUGACAGUGUAUUAUCAAGAACAAAGUAUUGGAGGUUACCAAGUGUUGACACCAUUCUAUCAACAGCCUAAGAACAGUACCAUUUUUGCUAGUAUGCUAAGUGGUUCAUCAUUGACAGUAACAGGGUCGCAAUGGAAGCAAAUGCAGAAUGAUCGAACGAGGGGGCCAGUGAGUUUUCGUGUUGAAUUAACAUCAACUAUAAGAUUUAAGAUUUCGUCGUGGAACAGUAAACGUCAUAGGAUGCAUGCUAAUUGUCCUGUUGCAGUAGGACAAGAUGGCAUGAUAUUGCCUGCUUACAUGGAUAAGAGAUGUCCAGUUUAUUUUAACUGAUUUAGGAAGCGGAGCAUUCAAUUCAAAUCUUUUCCAUUUGUUAUCUUAUUCUUAUUGAUUUUUCAUUUUUCGGAUUGUAUUUUACUAAUUGAACUGCAUUAUUUCUGAAGUAAAGAAACUCUAUUGAACCAACUGAUAUAUAUGUUUCUUUAACAAAGUAUGACAAAUAGCAGUGGAAAAUGUACUUUAGAAUUGGCAUGUAAACGACUGUAGAGUACAAAAUCUUCAAAAACUCGAAGGAGAAGAAUGCAGCAAGGGCUUAAUUGGAAAGCUCGAAUUGUAUUUGUGUCGAUUUUCUAGUUCAUUCCUUUGAUAAUCUCAGCGAUGUACUAAACAAUCGCUAACGGCAAUUAAGAAUAUGUCAGAAGAUAUCGACACAUCCAAAACUGCCUAGUUAUUUAACAGCGGCCAUGAAGCACCAGGACUAAUUUAAAGAUAUCACGUUAACCAUCAAGACGGGCCUAAUAGAUGUUUUUAUACAUGAUUUUGCUUUCAAAGGAGCAUGCAAUGUUUUAAAAGGUAAGUGGAACAACAAUUUCAUGUAAUCAUUUUUAAGCUAUCCAAAAGAACACAUGCUCAACAUGCAUAGGAGCAAAAGAAUACAAGUGAUAUGAAAAUAAUAGUUCCGGAGAUGCUUCACUAUGUGCACAUCAAAUGGCAUGCAUAGCAUACAAAAAAUUGUUCAAAAUCUUGAGUUUAUGAUUGGAUUCAAGCAGAAU